AAGACUCCAAACACUUCCCGCGCGGGCUACUUCACUGCGGACAUUGGACAAAUUCUUUAUACAGUUGGUAAGAAGCAACAGGGUAAGCAGAAGCAAAUGGAGAAUCGGAGCGACUUUUUCUCUUCUUUAAUCAAGGCCACCAAAACCUAUGUUGGCGACGAUCCUCUUCUUCCCUGGCUGCAAGGCAUACAGAAGAUCAGGGAAGCUCUUCCUCCUGAAGCCGUCAAUCAGAAAUUACCUCGCUUUCUCGAGAAGUGCACAGAACAUUUUCAAAAUGACAGGCGUUACAGAAAUGACUUGCGAUAUCUGCAACUCUGGAUUCAAAUGUUGGAAUAUGUGCCCAAUCGAGGAGAAGUUCUAUCUGUUAUGGAAAGACAUAAGAUUGGGCUGAAGCAUGCACUUUAUUACAAAGCCUAUGCCCUCCACUAUGAGAAAUUGAAGAAAUUUCCAGAUGCUGAGGCCAUGUACAAGCUGGGAAUCCAGAGACUUGCAGAACCUGCUGAAAGCUUACAGCAAUCCUACGACAGCUUUCUUCACCGUAUGGUUCAUCGAAAUAAAAAAUUGAAAUCAAGAAAAUCACGGGUGAUGCUUCCAUUUGAAGAGGUUCAGUCAAAGGGCUACCAAUGUAAUAUGCUUAAGAGCCAUGAAGAACUUGGCAUUAAGGGAGGUGAAAUUGAAUCAGAGAAUUAUCCAGAAGGUGGAACUAUUCUUACAUAUUCUGACAAAUGCACUGUUGAUGGUGAAACCUCUGACAAAUAUGUUCACAGAAAUGAAAAUUUGUUUAAUAGAUCAAAGUUACCGUCUGUAGAAGAUAAGGAACAAAACAAAGGAAAAGUAAACUCAGAAGGGGAAAGCAGUAUAGCACUGUUGGGGACAGUGGUUGUUUCAGCACCUAGUUUGGUUUCUAAUUCCAGCUAUCAAGAUACUAUCGGCUUAGAGGAAAGUCUACACUGUGAGCAUGCUGAAGAAGUACAUGAUACAUAUCACAGUCCUUUUAAUUCUAUUGUUAACACAAAGGAAGUAAAAUUGAGCAUAAAUCAUGUUGAUGAAUCAAUAAGAAUGAAUCCAUCCCAAGCAAUCAAUGGCACUAAGCUUGCUGUUGAAAACUUUAAGAUAUUGCCCAGUAAAAAUUUGGAAGACCGUGCUUUGAAUGAACAACACAGUACAAAAGGAAACAACUCUUCUGUUCUAGCUGAUCACAUGGAACAUGAUUUGGCUCCUGCAGAGGAAAAUGAGUCCGGCAUUCAGGAAGACAAUAGAUUGGAGGAGUUGGUUCCUGUUAAAUGUUUUGAAAUGUUGACAGAUGGUACUUUUAUCAGCAGCCAAGAGCAGACUUCUAAAGAUGAGAGAACGAGCUCUCUACUAUUCAAAGAUUGUAAAGAUCUAUCUGGGAUAAGCAGCAGAGAGCAGAACAAUGACAGUGGAGGGCUAGAGGAAAUACAAAGUCAUAAGCAUUUAGGUGAAAGUUCUGGCUCUUUAAUCUCUACGGAAGAUACAGUUAUCAUACGCAAAUUUGUCGAUUCUACCAUUGUUGGUGAUACUCAACAAGUAGAGGAUGCUUACCAUCAUGGACUGAUAGAACCUACUAUUAAUACAAAGGAAGCCAUAGCUGAAAUAAAUAAUAUGUUUGGGAAGCCACUGAAGUUUGAAAAACCCAAAUCAGUAAAUCAACCAUGGAAGAUGCAAACGGCAAAGCAACCUAUGAAUAGUUUUCAGGUAUUAGUUGAUGAAGAUUUGAAAGCAUCUGAGGGUGAAACCCCUAUUAAUCCAUUGGAAAAGGACCUUCAAGUAUUUAUUGAUGAAAAUGUUUGCCAUAAUUCCCUUCAAGAAUUUAUUGAUGAAAAUGUUUGCCAUAAUUCCUCUGAUGAAUCUCUUUCAUCUAAGAAUUUUUCAUCAUUUCAAGAAUCGCCAGUAUUGGCUGAUAUUAGUAUUAAAGGGAGUCAGGAUACAGUCAACGACAAGGGAUACUCUUCUGCACCGGUAGAGUUUUAUGAAGAUGGAAUGGCUAUAAUAGAGAAAAGUGUUAAUAACUCAAAAGAAAAAAAUAGUUAUAGACAGUUUGGAACUAUUGGAGAAAUGACUGAUAAUUCCAAAUUCUGUAGCGAGGACACAAUCGUCAUACGUAAAUUUGUAGAUUCUGCUAUAGUUGGUGAUAGUAAAGAAUUAGAGUCAGCAUUCCAUCAUGGUCUUGUUGAUCCAACUGUUAAUACGAAGGAAGCAAUGGAAGACAUAAACAUGAUGUUUUUGAAGCCACUGCAAUUUGACAAGCCAAAAAGUAAAAAGCAAUCACCAAGUGCUAGAACUUUCAAACAACCUGAUGAAAACUUUCGUAUAUUUUCUGAUGAGGUCUUUAAGGAACAAGGAAUGAAGCAGGGAUGCUUUGUGAACAGUUUUGGGAAGACACAUGAUUCUUCUCUUCAAUGCAUCAAAGAUCUAGAGAUAUUUGUAGAUGAAAAUCUUAUGUGUGGUCCCUUAAAAGAACAUACGGGAAUGUUGAACUCAUCUGAGGAUGGACAUAUAUCAAUUCAUGAAAGUUCUGAAAGGAUGCAGAAGAAGACAUUGAACAAAUGCAGCACAUUUGAAAACAGGGGCCCCUCCUUUCCACCACUUGAAGUAUAUCAAGAUAUACAAUUCCCUCCAGCUGUUAGUUUGCCUUUGAAGUCCUGCAACGAGGACACAAUUGUCAUAAGGAAAAUUGUAGAUUCUACCCUUGCUGAUACUGAAAUAGAGGAUGCUUGCCAUCAUGGUCUGGUUGAGCCUACUAUCAAUACAAAAGAAGCCAUGGCAGACAUAAAUAAUAUGUUUUGUCAGACUCUUCCCUUUGACUAUUCAAAAAGGAGUUGUCUGCCACUGAAGGCUGGAACAAUUGAGGAGCCGUGCAAAGGUCCUUGGAUACUGACAGAUGAAGAUAUGGAAAAAGAAGAUUUAGACCAGCGAGUUCUUUUGCCCAAUAAUACAAAGGAAUACAAUUGUUCUGUUCGAACAGCCAAAGACUUUAAGAUAACUGUGGAUGAAAAUGGGGAUUGCAAGUACACUAAUAAGCGUAUGAUGAAAUCCUGUUUAUUAGGUGAUAAUGUAUCUGUGCCCAUACUAAAUAAUAAUGACAACUCCCUUGACAUACAGAAAAAGUCAUUUAUGCUAUUUGAGAAUUCUAAAGAUGAAGAUGUUUGUAAGCCAACAGGAUGCUUCGAGGUGUUUAUUGAUGAACAAUUCCAGGAAUAGGAGAGGGAAAGAUUUUCAAAGCGUUGGUUUCAUGUUGCCAGCUCAAGUUCUUGAUUUGUGGAAAAUAUAAUGUGGUUUGAAGAAUAUUGAACCUUGGGAGCAACUUGCAAGCUGCAACAAUUUUUAUCAUUGUUGGAUGUGUUUGCUUGGUCUAGGGUUGACCUGGAUUUGUUUCUGGAUAUCUGUUGUCACUAUGAACAAUAGUGCUGAAGAAAGAUUUGUUUAUCUGGAAGGUUCAGUGAUAGGGUUCUUUAUGCUUUGUGUACAUGGUCAUUUGCUACUGAGAUAUUCGUCUGAACAAAACUGCACAAUAGGCAUAUACAAUUUGCAAUUAGAAAAUGAGGACGUUUGCUGAAUUUGUAAGUGGUUGUCAAUGUAUGAAGCUUUACAUUGAGAAAUGGCAAAAUGGCUGCUAAUCUCAUUAUCUCAACUGUAACAAGCUAUAUCAGUUUGGUC
Molecule: messenger RNA, 3678 nt
Organism: Cryptomeria japonica (Japanese cedar)
Lineage: Eukaryota; Viridiplantae; Streptophyta; Pinopsida; Cupressales; Cupressaceae
Exons: 6
Coding region: 97-3222 (1041 amino acids)
Biological process (GO): meiotic sister chromatid cohesion, centromeric; mitotic spindle assembly checkpoint signaling
Molecular function (GO): protein kinase activity
Source: RefSeq, a predicted model, not a curated record